Messenger RNA from Alosa sapidissima (American shad), 2927 nucleotides. RefSeq names its product elongation of very long chain fatty acids protein 4-like. The record is from RefSeq and is a predicted model, not a curated record. Gene Ontology annotation, biological process: very long-chain fatty acid biosynthetic process; fatty acid elongation, polyunsaturated fatty acid; fatty acid elongation, saturated fatty acid. Gene Ontology annotation, molecular function: fatty acid elongase activity. Gene Ontology annotation, cellular component: endoplasmic reticulum membrane; endoplasmic reticulum. NCBI's taxonomy places the organism in Eukaryota, Metazoa, Chordata, Actinopteri, Clupeiformes, Clupeidae.
GCUCCCAUAUGGGCUGCACCGGUCUCCCCGGUCGUGAGGAAAGGAGAUGCGCGCACACGCACUAACGGACCUCGUGGAUACAGCUAUUUAGUUACAUUUCUUUAGCUUUUUUGUACUGUGUGGGUUUCUGACAAAUCCCUUAUUUCAUGACGCACUGUAAACGCUUCAGUAUAUGUAGGUCUACCGUAACGCUGCGUUGUUUUAGCCGCAUUGCAAUUUAAUUACAUUAUUGGAAGUCCCCGGCAUCUCACCGGAUGUAUCAAAGGAGAGUGUGAUCUAAAUAAGGCAGGAGAGUUAUCCCCCGACUGCAAGCAUGGAGACAGUCACUCACUGGAUAAACGACACGGUAGAUUUCUACAAAUGGAGUCUUACCAUAGCAGACAAGCGGGUGGAGACAUGGCCGAUGAUGUCAUCUCCAUGGCCCACUCUGGCCAUAAGUCAGCUGUACCUGCUCUUCCUGUGGGCCGGGCCUCGCUACAUGCAGAACAGAGAGCCCUUCCAGCUCCGCAAGACCCUCAUCGUCUACAACUUCAGCAUGGUCCUCCUCAACUUCUAUAUCUGCAAAGAGCUCCUCCUGGGUUCUAGAGCAGCCGGCUACAGCUACCUCUGCCAGCCAGUCAGCGACUCCAAGGAUGUCAAUGAGCUCAGGAUAGCGUCGGCGUUGUGGUGGUACUACAUCUCGAAGGGAGUGGAGUAUCUGGACACAGUGUUCUUCAUCCUGAGGAAGAAGUUCAACCAGGUCAGCUUCCUCCAUGUCUACCACCACUGCACCAUGUUCAUCCUCUGGUGGAUUGGCAUCAAGUGGGUUCCUGGUGGGCAAUCUUUCUUCGGUGCUUCCAUCAACUCAGGUAUCCACGUCCUCAUGUACCUGUACUACGGGCUGGCUGCCUUCGGCCCGAGCAUCCAACGCUACCUGUGGUGGAAGAAAUACCUGACUAUCAUUCAGAUGAUCCAGUUCCACGUGACUAUCGGCCACGCGGCCCACUCUCUGUACACUGGCUGCCCCUUCCCUAGCUGGAUGCAGUGGACUCUGAUUUGCUACGCCAUCACCUUCAUCAUCCUCUUCGGCAACUUCUACUACCAGACCUACCGCCGCAAGCCGCGCACCCCCGCCGCCAAGGCUGUCGCCAACGGCAACGUCUCCACACUAACCAACGGCGUCGGCAAGAUGACCGACGAGGUGAUGUCGGAGGAGAACGGGAAGAAGCAGAAGAAAGGAAGGGCAAAGAGAGAUUAGGGCCAAUACCAGGAGGAGAGGGGAGGGAUCUGUCUCGCCUGGACCAAUAAACACAGAGGAGGACCAGCCGGGGUGGGGUUUGAAGGCGGGGUUUGUGUAACUCCCACAGGUUAUGUUGAGAAUAUGAUUGAUUGACAGGAAGGGAAGAGGAUGUGUGUAGGUGGUGCUUCCGUUUCACUUCCUGUUGUGUGUCGCACUCUCCCUCUUUUCAGGUCCUCAGUACCGCAUGUACCUAACUGUGCAAUUUUCUUCAGUGUCUGUCUGUCUCUCUCUCUCUCUCUCUCUCUCUCUCUCUCUCUCUCUCAACACACCACAACACACACCAAACAGAGAUGCUCAGAUAUUCAUAGGAUAUGGAUUUUCUCUUCUCUCUCUUUCUCUCUCUCUUUCCCUCUCUCUCCCUCUCCUAUUCCUUUCAUUCUUGUCCUGUCAGUUUCUCCCCCUUUUCUUUCUUUUCGUACUUUUUUCUGCUUGUUCCAGCCCCCCCCCCCCCCCUUAUCUAUUUACCCAUCUAUCUAAUGUUAGCAGCACCCUCUCUGCUUGGCUUUGCUUCAACACCACUCACAGGGCACUAGGUCUGCAGGCGCUAGAUCAGGCCACCCUCUGUGCUUUCAGCAGGAAUCAAAGCUCUCGUCUGGUUUUUAGGAGGUUGGGACAGGUCUACUGUGUGAUACCUACAGUAGGCCUACUUGUGGCACCCUGCUGACGAGUGCUGCUGUAUAAACUGCAAUAACAAAAAGAAAAAGCAGACAUUACCAUUAUCAUGUUCAGUCUAUAAAUGUUAAACAAAAUGAUGGAAUGAUGGCCAUUUAGCCUAUCAGGAUUGAGGGAUGUCUUUGGCAACCUGAACACACAACUCCCAAAAGAUCUAACUCAAAAUAAACCAAAACAAUCAAAAUACAUGAUGAUAUAUGAUGCAGGAGAAACAGAAUCAGAUUUUUUGCGGGCCUCAAAAGCUGUGACGAAGGGGAAGGAGCAGAGCUGGGACCGUCUUGAGGCAAUUUUGCUGCCAAAUCACCAUACAACUCGGUUAGGGAUAGAACAUUCCAGAAUUAAGAACCCCCUGUGGCAAAAAAGAAAAUGUUAACUUCAUUAGCCUCCCACACAAGUGUGUGGUUUCAGUGCUGGGGACAGUAGUUGGACUUGGGUCUACUGGAGUGCUUUAUAACUGGAAUAAAACGGUAUUGGUCAAUAAGAGAUUUGUGCUAAAUAUGGGCUAGGUAUCUUUCAGAUUACAUGCAGGCUUUAUAGAAGGUUUUUUUUUUUUUUUUUUUUUUUAAACGUCUUUUAAACAGUACAAUGUAAACAUUCAAAUUUUUUUUUUUUUUUUUUUUUGGUUCUUUUUUUUGGUAAUGAAAUCAGUUUGUAGCCGUUUCAUUAAAACCCCAAAGAGCAAUUGAAUAUCGGAGCGUCUGACAAUAGCUGACUUGAUUUAGUACCUCAAGUCAUGUGUUAAUCAAUUGCAUUUGUGCUUGAUCAUGUAUGUAUUGUGGACUGUGUGUGUGUGCACUAGUGCAUUUCUGGAAGAUUACAUGCAGGUAUUUCUGUGAGAUUUUUGUGAAGGUCACCUGUGGCCCACAGAGACUAAAAGUAGUAGCCUGCUAACUGAAGGGCUUUUUAUUUGUUAUUUCAUGACAAAAACAGAUGCAGAUUAUACCAAAAUAAAGAAGAUGCCACAUCUUGCUAGUUA